AUCGAAUUAUUUUAAGGUCGUCGAUAUUGUUUUUUUUUAAGUAUCCUUGAAAGUGUUAGAAAAAUCCUUCAAUUACAAAGAAUUUUUUACAUUUUUUCAGAAUACAUAUGUUUGUGUGCGUUAGUGGAUGCCAACGUAUCCAUUGCUUUUAGGCGGUGGCCAUACACUUCCCAUUUCAAUAUUUUAUUAAGUUUUUUUCCAAGAUUAGUACAGUUGCCUUCCGAGGGUCACUUGUGCGUGAAAUAUAAUUAUUUCGCGGUCGCGCCUGGGAUAUUCGCUUAAAAAGAAGAACGUAUUACCUGAUUUUGGUUUUGUUUCUUAAAACUGUGUGAAUAUAUUGCUAACAUAAAAAAAUCAGAAACGUUGUGAAAUUAAAAAAGGAGUAUGUCUGCGAAAUCGAAACGUGCAAGCACAGCCACUCCCCAACCGCAGCCAGGCAGUUCCAGUACGCCAUUGAUAACCGGUGGUAAUCGAUCGGCCAGUCCACUGAGUCCUACACGUCAUUCUCGUCUUCAAGAGAAGGCAGAGUUACAAAAUUUAAAUGAUCGUUUAGCAGUUUACAUUGACCGGGUGCGUAACCUCGAAACCGAGAAUGCCCGGCUAUCGAUAGAAGUGCAAACGACGCACGACACCGUGACGCGUGAGGUCACCAACAUAAAAACCAUGUAUGAGAGCGAAUUAAGCGACGCUCGUCGCUUACUUGAUGAUACCGCACGCGAAAAGGCCAAAUUGGAAAUUGAUGUUAAACGCUUAUGGGAAGAAAAUGAGGAGUUAAAAGUAAAAUUGGAUAAGAAAUCCAAGGAAUGCAGUAUCGCCGAAGGAAAUGCUCGUAUGUAUGAGUCACGUGCAGCCGAUUUGAGUGCUAAAUAUAGUGCAGCAAAUGCUGAUCGUAAAAAAGCCGUCGACGAAUUAAACGAUUUGCAAAAGGAGCUCGAUCGUUUGCGUAAUCUAUUGGAUGAAGCGCGAAAAAAUCUGGAGGACGAAACGUUGGCUAGGGUUGAUUUGGAAAAUAAUAUACAGAGUUUGCGUGAGGAAUUGACUUUCAAAGAUCAAGUACAUAUGCAAGAAAUCAAUGAGACUCGGUCACGUCGUCAAGUGGAAAUCAGUGAGAUCGAUGGCCGCCUUUCUGAACAGUAUGAGGCAAAACUACAACGGUCCCUUCAAGAGUUACGCGAUCAGUAUGAAGCACAAAUGAGAGCUAACCGUGACGAAAUCGAAUUGCUAUACGAACAAAAGAUUAAAAAUCUGCAGUCGGCAGCAGCCCGCAAUACAAAUGCGGCUGCCAAUGCCCUCGAUGAGUUACGUAGCACUCGUACGCGUAUUGAAGGUCUUAAUACGCGUAUCGAAGAAUUGGAAUCGACCAAUGCCCGUCUUAACUCUCGUAUAAAAGAAUUGGAGCAGUUAUUGGACAAUGCACGCGCUCGCCAUUCUGCUGAACGAGAUAGCCUAGAAGCUGAGCUUAAACGUUUACGCGAUGAAAUGGCUCAACAAUUGCAGGAAUAUCAAGAUCUUAUGGAUAUUAAGGUUUCCUUGGAUUUGGAAAUCGCUGCUUAUGAUAAGCUCUUAUGCGGGGAGGAAUCCCGUUUAAAUAUCACCCCUUCCUCAGGUGGCGCCACGGUCAGCUCUCUGAGCCAAUCUUUACGUUCCUCACGCGGUACUCCACAUCGCAAAACACCAAUGCGCGGCGCCUCCGCCGCUUCAGGGGCUUUAAAACGCAAACGAACUGUUGUCGACGAAUCGGAAGAUAUUUCAACAGAUGAUUUCUAUAUUACUAGUAGCGCUAAAGGGGAUGUUGACAUUGUAGAUGUAGAUCCCGAAGGAAAAUACGUAAAGUUGCGUAAUAAGGGCGCAAACGAAGUACAAAUCGGCGGCUGGCAAAUAAAACGUGUAGCCGAUGGCAAGGAGAGCGCAUUUAAGUUUCAUCGUAGCGUAAAAAUUGAAGGUGCAGCUACGAUCACCGUAUGGUCCUCAGAUGCGGUCGGAGCAACACAUGAGCCGCCAAUGAAUAUCGUCAUGAAAACACAAAAAUGGUUUGGCGGUGAGAAUAUAAAAACAUCAUUAUUCAAUAAUGAAGGAGACGAAGUUGCAGCCGUAGAACGUCUUAAACGUAGCGUACUGCAUCAUAUAUCUCGUCAUCGCACUGCCAGUCGUCGUCGAAGCAUCUCCGCGAUGGAUGGUAGAAGUAAUGAACACUUGUAUCAUCAACAGGGUGACCCCGAUCAACAAAUCGGUGAAGAAAAAUGUCGUCUAAUGUAAUUUUAUAAGAGAUUCUGUUUCAAUUCCCUACAUGAUUUCUCCAAAAUUCAAAACUUUUUUACUGUAGUUUUGUAAAAUUUUUUUACUGUAGUUUUGUGAAUUGAAGUGAACGAAAAACGCUAAAGAAAGUCUUUGUACCCAGUUUUGGAUUCCGAGAUACAAAAUUUACUACAAUUUCUAGUUUUAAGUUCUGUGCUUUUAUAUGUUCAUUUCCAGAAUAAAUUUAAAGUAAAUAGAAACAUGAUUAAAAUUUAUUUCUUUUGAAGUGUCACCUUACUCCAGUCGAAAUGAAUGUUUUU
Glossina fuscipes is the source of this 2555-nucleotide messenger RNA. RefSeq names its product lamin Dm0. The transcript is spliced from 5 exons. The coding region runs from base 385 to 2256 and encodes 623 amino acids. NCBI's taxonomy places the organism in Eukaryota, Metazoa, Arthropoda, Insecta, Diptera, Glossinidae. The record is from RefSeq and is a predicted model, not a curated record.